AUGUCUCAAGGAAAGACCUUUACUCUCAACACCGGUGCCAAGAUCCCUCUUCUGGGUUACGGCACAUGGCAAGCCUCCCCUGGUGAGGUCGGCCAAGGUGUCUACGAGGCCCUUAAGGUUGGAUACCGCCACUUGGAUCUUGCCAAGGUUUACGGAAACCAGCCCGAGAUCGGCGAGGCCCUCAAGAAGUCUUUCGCCGAGAUCCCCGGCCUGAAGCGUGAGGACGUUUUCAUCACCUCCAAGCUUUGGAACUCCCAGCACGACCCCAAGGUCGUCGCGGCCGCUCUCGAUGACUGCCUUCAGGAGCUCGGCCUUGAGUACCUUGACCUCUACCUCGUCCACUUCCCCGUCUCUUUCAAGGGCAGCCAGAAGCACGUCGGCCAGGACCUCUUCCCCCUCACUGGCGGAAACGAGCCUGAUGGUGAUGUCGAGAUCGACGACAGCAUCUCCAUUGUUGACACAUGGAAGGCCAUGACCGAACUCCCCAAGUCCAAGGCCCGCGCCGUCGGUGUUUCCAACCACACCAAGGAGCACAUCGAGGCCCUCAUCAAGGGCACCGGCGUCACCCCUGCUGCCAACCAGAUCGAGCGCCACCCUCUCCUCAUCCAGCCUGAGCUCAUCGCUUACUGCAAGGAGAAGAACAUCCACGUCACCGCCUACUCCGCCUUUGGAAACAACAUGGUUGACGCUCCUCUCCUCUUCACCGUCCCCGAGGUCAAGGCCGUUUCCGAGCGUCUCACCAAGGAGAAGGGCACCGAGGUCACACCCACACAGGUCCUCCUUGCCUGGGCCCAGGUCGGCGGUCACAGUGUCAUCCCCAAGUCCGUGACCCCCAAGCGUAUCGCUCAGAACUUCCAGGAGAUCGACCUUUCCGAGGCCGACAUCAAGGAGGUCGAGGAGGUUGGCAAGCAGCAGCGCCGAUACAACGUUCCCUACGUCGCCAACAAGCCUCGAUGGAACGUCAACAUCUUUGGCGAUGAGACUGAGAAGCCUGCUACACACCAGGUCAUUGUUUAA
Molecule: messenger RNA, 1017 nt
Organism: Fusarium pseudograminearum CS3096
Lineage: Eukaryota; Fungi; Ascomycota; Sordariomycetes; Hypocreales; Nectriaceae
Exons: 10
Coding region: 1-1017 (338 amino acids)
Cellular component (GO): cytosol
Molecular function (GO): aldose reductase (NADPH) activity
Source: RefSeq, a predicted model, not a curated record